AUGUCGGAAUCGUCACCCCCGCCGACCUCGAGACGCUUCUCGCCUACCCCAGUCGAAACGACGGUGAAGAGGGUACGACGAUUCGCGGCAGAGCCCGUCGAGACAACAACUCGGAGCAGUAAGAAGGAGGAGAAGAAGAAGGAGACUUAUGGCGGGGUUGACGCGACGGACUUUGCGGCUACUGAUGCCGCUCCUAAGAGGCGGUUCGCUCCCGAGCCCGUCGAGACAACCUUCAGCAGUAGCAGACAGCCUAAGCCUCUCCCUACGUCGGAACCUAUCCCAGCGUCAAUUCCUCAGGAUUCUCCUAAAGAGCAUACGACGCCGAGGCCGAGGAGACGAUUUGUGCCGGAACUCAUCGAGACGUUGAAGAGAUCCAAGAAGGCGGGUGACUCAAGACCCGCUACCCUACCUACGGAUAAGACCGACCUGACGCCAGGUGUGCCAAACAUAUACACACGGCCGAAGAAGAAGUCCCGCCUGCCUGCCGUCUCAGCUCCCCCCGAUAACAUUCCAAACGAAAAUUCUGCACAUUUACAGACUACUUCCCCCUUACCGCCCCGGCGGCAGCAAUCAAUGCGUCCCCACCCGAAUUCAAGACGGAGCACGAGACAAAACUCCUUCCAGCCUGAGCUGGAAGCCAUAGUCUCCUCGGACGAGUCCUCGGACGAGGCGGAAGUAAACCUUGAGGAUGAAGAGGGCUAUGGCGAUGAUGAGGGCACACCGUCACUGUCGGGAUCAUUCGGGUCCUCAGAAGAUUCCAUGAUGAGACUUCAACUAGCACGGACACGAGAGAGCUGCGAUGAUAGAUUCUCCGGAUAUCUAUUGGCUCUGGCAGCCAAGGCGGCAGAGAAACAGAUGCGAGAACAGGCGCUGGCAGCAUUCCCCAACGAGUCCAUGCACCAUAUAGUCGAGCACUUCUACGACAGGGAGAUAGAAGGUGCCUCGGAUGAGGAAUCCGUCGAGGGCGUAGGUCUAUUGGUCCUCGACGACCCGAAGCUGGACACCAUUUGUCGCAAGUCAACAGAGGUAGGUUGGGCCGCCAAAGAGAUGCAACAACACCAAGAGAAGCUCAACCGUCUCCGCGAAGACGAAGUCAACGCCAAAAUCGCCGCCGAAGCCACGCAACCCACCUUUCCGGACCCCUUUUGGACCAAUGGCAUGACAGUCAAAACUUCUGCUCUAGCACGCGCUCAAGAUGAGCCCAUAGAUAAGCAGAAGGAAGCAGAGCUUAAACGCAUGCGCUUGGCAGCCUCUCCGCCCAUGCUCGGCUCCGAUCUCAAGUUCCGGAUGUGCCCGUCUCCCAAGGCCACAAAAUUUGAGAGCGACCAGCGCAUCAACGUGCAGCAGCCCAACCGGGACGAGAAUGGCGGCGGUCUCUGGGGUGGCUACUGCGUUGCAGAGGAGCCAGGGGAAUUCCUGAGUCCGAGCAUCAAUAAGCAGCCCGCGCUGAUCCACACCCCGCUCCCGCAGGGUAGUGGCGAUGGCGACCCGUUUUCUUCCGCGUUCUCUAAUGCUGUGCCGAGUGGUGCCAAGACGCCUUCUAGACCUGCAGGAGGGCCACGGAUGUUGACUGGUAUCGACGACAGGCUGAAGGCCGAAAUGCUGAAGGCGAAGCAAGAUGAGGUGCUGCUGGCGGAGUUUGACGCUACGUUUGUUACGCAGGUCUAUAAUUAUCUGAGUCUCGGUUACCCUUCGUUAGCGCGCAACUAUGACGAAGAGUUAGCACAGGUCUCUCGUGUUCCAAUUGAGGAGCUGAGGGCUGAGGAUUCGAAAAAGAAUGCCAAGGGUUACAUUGGUAUUACUGAGGGGGUGAAAGAGGAGUACUGUCCGCGGUGGAAAGCGCUCAGGGUGUAUAUCCUGGAGUGGGCGAGACAGCAUCCAAGUAUGAGUAACGGGGCUGCGAGCCCGGGUGCGUGGGGUGUAAGGGCGAGGAGGGGGUCGUGGGCUAUCUGA
This is a messenger RNA of Drepanopeziza brunnea f. sp. 'multigermtubi' MB_m1, 1953 nucleotides long. RefSeq lists its product as uncharacterized. The record is from RefSeq and is a predicted model, not a curated record. Lineage: Eukaryota; Fungi; Ascomycota; Leotiomycetes; Helotiales; Drepanopezizaceae.